AUGACGGGGGCCCGGGGUUGGUCCGACAGCAGCAGCUCCGUGGGGCGCCGGUUCCCGCGGCCCCGCCCGGUGCCCCACACUGCACCUCCGGGACGUAGCUUCCCUUUAGCCCCGACCCUCUCGCCCCGCAGGGGCCGGCCGCGCAGGCGGGGGCGGGCCUCUGCGUGGCGCGGCCAAUGGGGACCGAGCCUGCAGGCCGAGGCGUGGCGGCCCCGGCGCGACGCCCCAAGUGGCGGUUGUUUCAAGAUGGCGGACGUGGCGGGCCCCUCCCGUCCCGGUGCCGCGGCGUUCUGGAGCCGGGACUUUUCUGAUGAAGAACAAUCGGUAGUGUACGUUCCAGGAAUUUCUACUGAAGGAAAUGUCAGAUCAAGACACAAGCUGAUGAGUCCAAAAGCUGAUGUUAAACUUAAGACUUCCAGGGUGACUGAUGCUUCAAUCUCCAUGGAGUCCUUAAAAGGCACAGGAGAUUCAGUAGAUGAACAGAAUUCCUGCAGGGGAGAAAUAAAGAGUGCAUCAUUGAAGGAUUUAUGUCUUGAAGACAAAAGACGCAUUGCAAACUUAAUUAAAGAACUGGCCAGAGUAAGUGAAGAAAAGGAAGUGACAGAGGAAAGACUGAAAGCUGAGCAGGAGUCAUUUGAGAAGAAGAUCAGGCAGUUGGAAGAACAGAAUGAACUGAUCAUCAAAGAAAGGGAAGGUCUUCAGCUACAGUAUAGAGAAUGCCAAGAACUUCUAAGCCUGUAUCAGAAAUAUUUAUCAGAACAACAAGAGAAGCUCACCAUGUCUCUCUCAGAACUUGGUGCUGCUAGAAUGCAGGAACAGCAGGUAUCCAGUAGAAAAAGCACUCUCCAGUGUUCAUCUGUGGAACUGGAUGGUUCCUACUUGAGUGUAGCCAGACCACAGACCUACUAUCAAACCAAGCAAAGACCUAAGUCUGCAGUCCAGGAUUCAGCUUCAGAAUCCCUUAUAGCAUUUAGGAAUAAUUCUUGGAAACCAGUAACCCUUCAUCAUCCCAAAGAUGAUCUAGAUAAGAUACCAUCAGAGACCACAACAUGUAAUUAUGAAUCUCCAGGGAGAAAACCAGUAGAUGCAGUCCCAACAGAGAAAAUGCCACAAGAAGAAUUGUACAUGAGGGAAUGUCCAGACCUUAAGCCUACUCCUAGUCAGUGCUGUGGUCAUAGACUUGCUGCAGAUCGUGUUCAUGAGACUCAUCCUACAAACAUGGCCCCUCAACAUCCUAAGACACAUCCAGAAUCAUGCAGUUAUUGUCGGCUUUCUUGGGCAUCUCUGGUGCAUGGUGGAGGGGCACUGCAACCCAAUGAAACUUUGAAAAAGCAGAUCUCAGAAGAUAGAAAGCAGCAACUGAUGCUUCAGAAAAUGGAACUGGAAAUUGAAAAGGAGCGCCUUCAGCAUCUGCUGGCCCAGCAGGAGACAAAGCUUCUUCUAAAACAGCAGCAGCUUCACCAGUCUCGACUGGAUUACAGUUGGCUGAAAGCUCAGGCUCUGUUUAAGUCGAGAGAACUGGUUGCUGAAAAAGAGCUUACUAAACCCCAAGAACUCAAACUGGAUAUGAAUGGCAGUGACUCUGGACCAAGUUUAUUAAAGUCAAACUGUGAUGGCUGGCAGCUCGGAACAUCAUCAUCUAUUAAAAAGCACCAAGACUCUCCAAACAAUGGAGAGAAUAGGAAGGAGAAGAAGACAGUUGGGUUUCAUUCGCAUAUGAAAGAUGAUGCCCAGUGGUCAUGUCAAAAGAAAGAUACAUAUAGACCCCAAAGAGGGACAAUGACAGGAGUUAGAAAAGAUGCGUCUACAUCUCCUAUGCCAACAGGAAGCCUAAAGGAUUUUGUCACCACAGCCUCACCAUCAUUACAGCACACCACCUCCCGGUAUGAGACAUCUUUGUUGGAUUUGGUUCAGUCUCUGAGCCCAAACUCUGCACCCACACCUCAGCGCUAUCCCUCCAGAGAAGCUGGGGCCUGGAAUCAUGGUACUUUCCAACUCAGUCCUCCAAAAUCGACCCGGAAGAAGAUGGGGAUGCACAGAACCCCUGAAGAGCUGGAGGAGAAUCAGAUUCUGGAAGAUAUAUUUUUCAUUUGACAUAUUGCAAAAUUUUCUUAGGAUUUUAAAUUAUUUCAUCGCAAAGUAAUUGUGUCUCUCCUUUCACGGGGACCUGGCUCACUAGCAUCCUGUUACAUAUUGAAUACAGAAAUCAUUCUAACAACCCAGGGUGUUUUCAAUCAGACCAGGCAUUCGAUAACACACUAAGGGGGUAGGAAUGGAAAAUGGUAUCUUGUAUAUGCUAAACAGAUUAGAAAAUUAACAUAGGAUACUUUCUGUGUGGUGGAAACCAUUGCAUAUUCAGCCUCAUUUCAAGAGUGUUUCCUUCUCAAACUUCUGCUAGAAAAGGCUGACUCACUUUUAUAUACAAGAAAAACCUUUCCACUGAAAAAUCCCUCUAAUUUAAAAGUAACCCCUUUGAAACAUAAGCAGUUACAGAAAGGCAGACUCUCUCAUCUUUCUCAUCCUGUUCUCUCACUACUACAUCUCUGUAAGUGGUCCUUUAAUUCUGAAGUUGGAGUUGGUGCCCCUGCCAUCACAAACAACACUGAGAGCCAAUUGUGAGUCAGUCUCAGUAGCCAUCAGCCUGGCAGCUGCCCAUCCUAUAACCAAAGAGCUCAAUGGGCUAGAGGGUGAGACCCAGCCAAUCCUUGGGAGCAAGCAGCACUAAAUCACAUCAGGGAGUGCUUAGCCCUGGGGAAAUUCAGUGGAGGCACAAGCCUGAAGCACUCUUCUACCAAUGUUCAGGUGACCACCCCUCCAAUAUUCCAGAAUGAAUAAGAACAAUCUCUAGGUAUUUUUAUUGACCCAAGUGUUCAGCUUAUUCACCCCACCCCCCACCCCCCAUCACAUGCGCUCCUGUGAACUUCCCAUGGUUAUGUCUAGGUAAAAUGCCACUAGAGAGAGAGUGAUACCAGCUGCUGCAAGCUGAUGGACUUCCUCUGGCCCUCCCUUUUCCUCCAUGAGGAUUAAAGGAUACGAGCUGACCAGGCCUCGCAGGUGCUCUGCUCAUGGUCCCAAAGAACCAUCUCUACUUGCCAGAGUAUGUUCCACCACCCAAGCAGGGUCUCCCUACUUUUUCUCACUGGGCCUCGUUUUGACCCAGAGAAAGCCUAUGGAAGUUAUACAGUGCAGACCUCAUCCUGUCUGCUGUCUUUUCUCCCACAGAGCUCUUGAGAUGGGUCCUUCAGCUUGUAGUGGUCCCUAGUAGCUUCUCAAGCUAAUGGGGAUGAUCAGCCUGGUUUAGCCAGAGUUCAAAACUCUCCAAGUCAUUGAAAGCAAGGGGAGGGUGUGUUCCCAGAUGUGUAUUACUUGGGAAUUUUAUUUGAUCUGGAGGGUGUGGCUUUUUUUCUCUCCUUUUUACCAACCCCAACUAAACUGGGAGAAAGACUUAGUCAGUGUUGGUAGACAAAGUCAUACCACCCAGGACAGCCUGCAUGCAGCGAGUCUGUGUGGCUUCCCUGAAUUAUUGUUUUAAUUAAAACUAGAUUAUUUCAAUCUAGAAAAGCUUUGUUGAGCAGCCUCCUUAUCCAGAUAGAUCCAAAGCUCAUGUCUCUUCAGGCUGAGCCUGGCGCUCAGCCUUCUCUCACUUGGGAUUUUUUAUUCUUUGGAGUAGAAAAGAAUGGAGCCCACCAAUAUUAUAUUUUUCUUCUGAAAUAAAUAUAAAGUCAAGACUAACUAGUUAUAGUCAUUCCCUUAAAAAGUUGGAAAAUCAUUACAGAUUAAAAUUUCCUUAUAAAGUUCACCUCUGAGAGUAACCAAAUCGGUUUCAUCCCAUAUCAAAAAGCCUUUGGAGUGUGGAGCUUUCUGUGGCAUGGCAGAAAUGGGUGGAUGGCAAACUAAGAGCCCUCAGCCAUUUUUUCAGUUAAAGUUAGGUUGCCAGAACUUUCUUUUCCUUGCCCCCUGUGUCAUGACUAGCUUAAGUGUACUUGACUCUCGUAGACUACUCCCAUGCCCACAGUCACCCAUUCCACACUCCAGCGUCUUUAGAACUCUGGAGUGAGAGGAUGCCAGAGGAUCAAGAAAAGGAUCACAGUUUCUUGAAGAAGCUUGUUUGCCUUUAGAAGAAUCGUAAACGGAGUCUAAACUAAAGGCUUUUUUGGGGUCACAGCCGCAGAGUAGAGUUUUAUUGCUUCUUUGCCUCUCCAUGAAUGGCCAAUUUGGAAAAGCAGAGAUGGGCUUUCAGCAGAAUAUCAGCCAAUACAUUUUUCACAUGCAAAACUCAUCACCAGUUGCCUUUUUCUAACUUACGGACAUUUUGUUGGUGUUGGUGCAAGGGCAAUAGGAUGUAAAUUUGUAUAUAAUGUCUUCAUUAUUAAUUGAAUAGUACAUGUUAACAUUUUAAUCUAUUUAAAUUUACUUUGAAAUAUAUACAUACAUAUGAAUGAAAGGUUGUUACAGAGCCUCAAAGCUGUUGCAGACUAUCCCAAGAGAAAGGAUCUGGCGCAAAGGAAUCUGCCUUUCCUCCCUCUCAAGUCUCUCACCCUUGACUGGUUGGGAUUUGCUCGUCCAGCCUCUAGACACUUCCUCAGAGCAAGACUGGACACAUGCCGAGGGCGUUUUGGAUAGUGCCUCAGCAUUGCCCACCCUGCUGCCCACCUCCUGUGAGAGAAAAAACAAUCAAUGUUUACAAAAUGGAAAAGGACACAGCACGUACUUUGAACUCCCUAAGUAAGGCCCACAGUGCUUGAUAUAGAGAACCAAAGUGAAUCACAGAAAAGCUUUUGCUAACAGUCUGCUUUCUAGGAGGCAAACUUGUGUUUAUCCAAACCUGAUCCCCAGGAUGGGGACUUUUCUAGAGCACCCCAAAUGUCAUGGGGAGGGAGGGACUCUUUCUGCUCCCUCAGAGCUACUCUUCCCUUGUCCCUGCUUCCAGGACCAAGUUCAUAAUAGAGAUCUUCUGGCCAGAGAAUCAGGGGAGAGGAGAGGCCUGAUGGGGCAGAGCUGGAUGAAGUCUGCUAAGAGAGAUGGAGGCUGUGGUGGACUCCUUCCAACUCACGAUUUAUCCUCCGCUCAGAGUGUAUUUUGAAUGUGAGCAAAUGUUUAUGUACGUAUGAGAUUUUAAAUUAAUAAAUCAUCUCUAUGGCUAUUUUCCCCAUGUGGGUUUGAUAUUGAAUUGUCCCUUGAACAUCCCUCAUCAGAUCAGUGAGGCAUAGCUUGAAAGCAAGUGCAGAGCCGCAGGUUAUCAAAAUGUUAUUUUCCUCAGUACUUGUUAAAACAGCAGGAGCCUGUCGUCGACUGAGAGAAAGGAAAUGGUUUGUCACAUCCCAGUAGGUUUUUCUGCUGUGGCUCCUGCUCACUCACAUCACGUGAACACCAAGCCGCCUCUGGAUUGUGUGCUUGUUGGAACAGAACAUUCAGUCUCUGUGCACCUGGAAGUCCCUUCUCUGUGCCUACCCCCAUAGCUGCUCAGCAAGGAAGAAAUAUCACAGCACUUUAAGACAAGAAAAAUAGCCCUGCCUAGUUGCCUUUAGUUGCUGGAAGAAUGUAUGUGAGGGCUUCAGUGCCUAAAAUGCUCAAUUCUGAGAUCACACCUGUGGAUUCAACUCAGACAGAGACCCUGUCCUGCCCCCUGUUCCCCAAGCCAGGCUGGCACUUGCACCUGAAUAUGGAGACUUCGCACCUGCCCCUCAGAGGCACAGGUAGCAGGAACAGAAUUCAUUACUCAAACAGCUCCCAAACUGAAAAUGAAAAUUGCUCAUGGACUACUGGUAACACCAUUUGGGUGUUUAGGAAUCUGGAGACCCAGUCUGGGAAUCAAGGGACUUCAGUCAAGUGUAAGAUCCCCCCUAAUUUGAAAAAAAUAACCCCGUGAAUAGCCCAGACUUUCAGCUAACUUUAUCAUCCCUUCUUUCCACCACUGUGGUUCUCUCUUUCCUUUUGCAGCAAGACUUCUAAAGGGAGCAGUCUUGGAUUCAUUGCCCCUUAACACCUCACAAACUGGCUUUCACCCAAGCCCAGUUUAAAGAGAGACGAGUCAAAGUCAAGUUUUCACUCUUGACUUUUCAGCACUCCUGGCCAAUCAGCAACCAAAGCCCUUUUUUUAAUUUUUUUUAAUAAUAGCUUUAUGAGAUAUUACUCAAAUACUGUACAGUCUACCUAUUUAAAGUGUACAGUUCAGUAGUCUUUAGUAUAUUCACAGAGUUGCCUCCAUCACCACAAUCAAUUUUAGAACAUUUUCAUCACCCUGAAGAGAAACCCAUACCCUUUAGCAGUCACCCUCCAUACUGCCAGCCCUAGCCUACCAUUAAUUGACUUGCUAUCUCUAUAUAUUUGCAUAUCUGGACAUGUCAUAUUAAUGAAAUCAUAUUCUAUGUGGUCUUCUGUGACUGGCUUUCACAGCAUAAUAUUUUCAAGGUUCAUUUAUGCGGUCACAUAUACAUGGUUCCUUUUGAUUGCCAAAUAAUACUGUAUCAUAUGAAUAUAUGACAUUUUUGUUUAUCCAUUCAUCAGUUGAUGGACAUUUGGGUUGUUCCCCCCCCUUUUUUUUUUUUGUUAUUAUGAAGAAUGCUGCCAUGAAGAUCCAUGCAAAACUUUUUUUUUUUUUUUUGACAGUUUCGUUCUUGUUGCCUAGGCUGGAGUGCAAUGGUACAAUCUCAGCUCACCGCAACCUCCGCCUCCCGGGUUCAAGCAAUUCUUCUGCCUCAGCCUCACCAGUAGCUGGUAUUACAGGCAUGUGCCACCACGCCCAACUAAUUUUGUAUUUUUAGUAGAGAUGGGGUUUCCGCAUGUUGGUCAGGCUGGUCUUGAACUCCCGACCUCAGGUGAUCCACCUGCCUCGGCCUCUCAAAGUGCUGGGAUUACAGGCAUGAGCCACCACACCCAGGCCCAUGCAAAACUUUUUGUAUGGACACUCCCUUAAACUAAAGCCUAAUCCAGAGCAAAGCGCUGACUCUUUUCAAUUCUGUGAAGGCUGAGAGAGAUGAGGAAGUUGUAGAUGAAAAGCUUGCAGCUAGCAGAGGUUUAAGGAAAGAGACCAUCUCCAUAAUGUAAAAGUAUAAUGUGAAACAGCAAGUGCUGAUGUAGAAGUUACGGCAAGUUAUUUAUCCAGAAGAUCUACCUAGGAUCAUUGAUGAAGGUAGCUACACUAAACAAUGGAUUUUCAAUGUAAAUGAAACAGCCUUCUAUUGGAAGAAGAUGCCAUUGAGGACUUCUGUAACUAGAGAGGAGAAGUCAAUGCCUGGCUUCAAAGCUUCAGAGGAUAGGCUGACUCUCUUUUUAGGGGCUAAUGUAGUUAGUGACUUUAAGUUAAAGCCAAUGCUCAUUUACAAUUCCGAAAAUCCAAGGGCUAUUCAGAAUGAUGCUAAAUCUACUCUGCCCAUGCUCUAUAAAAGGAACAACAAAACUUGUAUAGCAGCACAUCUGUUUACGGCAUGGUUUACUGAAUAUUUUAAGCACAGUGUUGAGGCCUACUGCUCAGAGAAAAAGAUUUCUUUCAAAAUAUAACUGUUGUUACAAUAUACUUCGUCACCCAAGACCUUUGAUUAAUAUUUACAAGAAGAAUGUUGUUUUCAUGCCUCCUAACACAUCAUCCAUUCUGCAGCCCAUGGAUCAAGGAGUAAUUUCAACUUUCCACAUCUUAUUGUUUGAGAAAUACAUUUUUGAGGCUAUUGCUACCAUAGAUAAUGAUUUAUCUGAUGGAUUUGUGCCAAGUAAAUCGAAAACCUUCUGGAAAGGAUUCACCAUCCUAGAUGCCAUUAAGAACAUUUGUGAUUCAUGGGAGGAGGUCAAAAUAUCAAGAUUAACAGGAGUUUGGAAGAAGUUGAUUCUAACCCUCAUGGAUGACUUUGAGGGAUUCAAGACUUUAAUGAAGGAAGUCACUGCAGAUGUGGUGGAAAUAGCAAGAGAACUAGAAUUAGAAGUGAAGCUAAAGAUGUGACUGAAUUGCUGCAAUCUCAUGAUAAACUUGAACGGAUGAGGAGCUGGUUCUUCUGGAUGAGCAAAGAAAGUGGUUUCUUGAGAUAGAAUCUACUUCUGGUGAAGACGCUAUGAACAUAAUUGAAAUGACAACAAAGGACUUAGAAUAUUAUAUAAAUUUAUUUAAUAAAGCAGCGUCAGGGUUUGAGGGAAUUGACUCCAAUUUUGAAAGAUGUUCUACAGUGGGUAAAAUGCUAUCCAAUAGCAUCACAUGCUACAGAGAAAUUUUCAUGAGAGGAAGGGUCAAUUAUGUGCCACACUUCGUUGUUGUCUUAUUUUAAGAAAUUGCUACAGCCACACUGAUCAGCAACCCACACUGAUCAGUCAGUAGCCAUCAACAUCAAGGCAAGACUCUCCAUGGGCAAAAAAAGAUUACAACCCCCAGCCUGGCAUGGUGGCUCACGCCUGUAAUCCCACAUUUUGGGAGGCCGAGGCGGGUGGAUAACCUGAAGUCAGGAGUUCAAGACCAGCCUGGCCAACAUGGCGAAACCCCGUCUCUACUAAAAAAUACAAAAAUCAGCUGGGCGUGGUGGCAGGCACCUGUAAUCCCAGCUACUCAGGAGGCUGAGGCAGGAGAAUCUCUUGAACCUGGGAGGCGGAGGUUGCAGUGAACUGAGAUUGCGCCAUUGCACUCUAGCCUGGGAGACAGAGCAAGAUUCCAUCUCAGAAAAAAAAAGAAAAAAAAAGAUUACAACCCACUGAAGGCUCAGAUGAUCCUUAGCAAUAAAGGAUUUUAAGUUAAUACGUGUUGAUUGUUUUUAGUCAUAAUACAGUUGCACACUUAGUGGACUAUGGCACACUACAGUGGACUACAGUUGUGUGAACAUAACUUUUAUAUGCACUGGGAAACAAAAAAUUUGUGUGACUCCCUUUGUUGUGAUAUAUGCUUUAUAGUGGUGAUCUGGAACUAGCCCCACAUUAUCUCUGAGGUAAGCCUGUAUGUCUUUGUGGGGUAAUGACCUGGAAGUGAUAGAGUUAGGAAAGAAGGAUGAAAACCCAGACUGUGUGGGAGGAGGAGAGGAAUCUAGAAUGUUGGGCAUGUAGAGUGGAGGCCGGUGGGUGCCAGGCAAGCAUCGAAAACUCCUGAAGCACUUAACUGUGCACUAGACCCUUGGCUGGGCCCUGUGCACCAUUUUAUUCAAUCCUUAUGAGAUGAGGCCUUUUUUCAUAGUUUUCAAAAUCAUCCCAUUAUAUGGGUUAUUCUUGUAAGCUACAUCAUAUCCUUUAUGUAAUGAGGCCAGGUAUACAUCUAUGCACACCUAAAACUUGAGGGUGAUUUUUUGCACCAAUAAUGAAAAUGAAGUUUAGCAAAACUUGCCAAGGUCAUCAACUAGUCAGAAAUAGAAUUCAAACUCAGAAACUGGGGCAGGAGGGUCAUUUUUUACUUCUUCCCCUCUCUUUCCUAUUUCUAGUCAAUCUUCAAGAAGUAUCAAGUCCGUCCGGGCGCGGUGGCUUACACCUGUAAUCCCAGACUUUGGGAGGCCGAGACAGCUGGAUCAUGAGGUUUGGUGCCUGGAAUGCUGACCUAGAUCUGGAAACUAGCCCAGGUGAAAACAAGAAUGAUGAGGCCACAGUGUCCAUGAAAGUAGGGUGAGGCAGGGUGUCCUGUGGAGCCAGAGGGAGUACCAAGAGGGAGGUCCUUGGAACAUGGAGGAACCAGAAGGCCCAGGAGUAGAAAGCAGUGUUGGUGUUUGUGAGAAAGUAGAAAAGGUGGUUGGCCAGAGGACAGGCCCUGUUCAAGAUCUGACCAGGACAUCAGAGCUGGCCUCUCCCUCCCUUCUUCCUUGCAGGCCACAGCUGAGCAGCCUUAACUGACACCUCCUUGGCACCAGCACACAAACAAUGGCCCAUGGCCUGAUGUCUGCCAGGAUGCCCUAGGCCCGUGCCCUUCACCUGUUCUGCAGCUAUAAGACUGUAGUGUUUGCCCUCCUUGAUUCUUCCAGGUACUGCCCCACCCUGUUCUUCUUCCCAUUCUUUGAGUGCUGAGAUUGGCCAGUCCCGUGCUGAGAUGAGGGAGCCGGAGGAAGGGAGACUGGCUCUCACUCCUCACUGCUGCCCAUUGGGAUGGGAUGAACUUCACAGCUCUGGUUUCCUGUGUUCUCCUCUCAGCUGCAGGUGAUUUAAACUUGUUGGAUUUAUAUAACAUUGGGAAACGGUAAACUGUGUAAAUUUGCUAUGUUUUCCAGGGACAGUUAUUUAUGGAAGGGCAUUUUUAACUCGAGUGCUAGAAGUGUUAAAUCAUUAUAAUAAAUUCAUGCUAUUCAGACUUUCCCACAUUGUAAUAAAUUUUUUCUAAGCAUGAAUGAGAAGAUCCAUGAUUCUUCUAAUAUACCAUUAUGUAUUUCUUCUCAAAAUGACACAGCUCACUACAAGUUGGAGAAUAAUAGAAGGAGAUUUACUGUGUUGGAGGGGAAAAAAAAGCAGUUGAGCAGGGAUGAGUCUGAGAAGGGACUUGGGAGCAGUGAUCACAAGCAGAACUUCUCCCUGCCUCUCUGCUUGCUUCUUAGCCAGAUGGAAGGGACAGGCAUUGAGGGGUUACAUCCCCUCAGUCUCCCACCUGAGCUUAGGGACAGCCUUUGUACACAGAAAUGGGGCAUCCUAGUUGCCCUCUGCGCUGUCCUGUCCAGGGGCAGGUGUGGAAGUGAGGCUCUGUUAGAAGGAGAAGCUGUCUUUCCGCAUGAUAUCAAAGCCCUGCCAGGAACAUCAGUCUGGGCAGAGAGCUGCCCUGCAUAUAGCACCCUCUCCUCACCUCACUCUUCACCUGAGAGCUCACCUGGAUCAGAAGAUUCAUACCUUCUACCAGAUUCUCAAAGGGAUCUGUGAUCCAAAAAAAUUCAGGAAUCACUGGUCUUGGGUGAAUUCUGAAGCAUUUUCUGACUGUCCACUAUGUGCUAGUGAAAGUUCAGCAACAUAGCUCCGGACUUCCCACAGAGGACAGGGCAGUGAGGCAGAAGGUCAAGUUGAGCUGCAGUUAAGAGUUCCUUGAGGUCAGUGCAGUCACAGAGCCCUGAAUAGUAACGUCUGGGUCAGGGUCUUCAAUCAGAAUUUUCCCAGGCAGAGGAGCACUGUGUUCAAAGGCAUGGAGGAAAGAACCCCAAGGUAGUGAGCUCAUGGACAGCCUUGAAUGCUAGGCUUGACGUUUACACUUGGAGGAGCAGCAAGGCUCAUGCUUGCAUAGGCCCAUGAGACCUGCAUAGACUGCAAUCCUUGGCAACAGUUUACUUAGUGUUCCAUCAGAGGCUUGGGUUUAAGUUAUUGCUCUGUAGCUGUGUGACAUUGCACAAGUCCCUUCACCACUCAGUGCCUCUGUCUGCAAAACAUAGCACAUGUAUGCCUGCCUGCCUUGCCUGGCACAGUAUCUGUGGGGAUCUGAUGAAAGGAUGCUAAUGCACCUGCUGAGUAAACAACUGCAAACCUCUUAAUACAUAUCAGGUGUCUGUAAUUUAUCUGGAGGCUGGCAAGAGGCAGUGGGCCCCUCUGAAGCAUGGAGAGUAGGGGAUUCCAUGAUAGCCAGGCAGAGCUGGGAAGCUGGGCCUGCCAGCUCCCAACCAUCGCUGCCUCCUGCGCAUGUCACCACCUCAGGCAGUGCCUCCAUCAGGGCACCCCACUGCCACACUUGCCCUGGUUUGAGAAUGUCAUUUAACUCUGUUUCUCCCAUCAGCCUAGAACUUUGUCCCUCAUGCAAGGUCCUGGCUUCUUAAGACACCUCUGCCUCAAUGGCCCUGGCUCUCCAGAUCUCAGCCUUGAGGAGUGUCAGCAUCAGGCAGAGCUGAGAGCCGUUCCAGGGUUGGGACCUCAGUUGUGGUCCACAUGGCCAUCUGCCUCCAUGAGGGGUGCCUAUGGGUAACUCCUGCCCUUCUUUCUCAUACUCUCCAUCCCAGCCUCCAUCCUCCACCUCUAGUAUUUCCAAAUCUGUCCCUUUCUUCAGAACUGAACAACUAGUGAUAUUAUUUUCUUGUUUUGCCAGUCAGGCUGCCCCUGGGAUGGAGUGGGAAGGGCAUCCCCAAUUGUUUCUGAGCCAUGGCUAGUGUUUUUUUAAUGGGCUGGAGGAGAAACCAUGGUGGCCUAUCAUGCUGCUGGGACUGCUGAGGUUGCAAGCUUCCCAUGUCUGUGUUUGGGGGUUUCUCCUUUCAUGUUACCCAGCACAUUGUCUGAGGAAGCAAGCGGGUGGGGAUUGUUCUCUGCAAUGCCCAGUCCACAUGGCUGACCGCUUUCCCCAGGCUAACCCAGCUAAUGUUCAAACCAGCCAUUUUUUUUUCAUACAUUUUAUUUUGAAGUCAGACAUACAGAGAAGUUUUAGAAAUAACACAAAUAAUUCUUUUAUACCCUUUACUCAUAUUCCCCAAGUGUUAACAUUUAACUUGUUUGCUUUAUCAUACACUCUCUCACACACAUAUAAACACUGUAUUAUUACUUUUUUUCUGGAAACAUUUGAGAGUAAAUUGCUGACCUAAUACCCUUAUUUCCCCAAAAAGUUCAGCAUAUAUUUCCUAAACAAGGACAGCCUCUUACAUAACCACAGUACAGAUAAUCAAAAUUAAGAAAUCAAUGCUGACACAGUACCUGAUCUUAUUUAAAUGUUGCCAGUUGUUGAACUAAUAUCCUCUGUAACCAAAAACAAAAACAAAAAAAAGAAAGAAAUUCUGGCCCAGAAUCACAAGUUGCAUUUAGUUGUCUUGUCUCUUUAAAUGAGCACAAGCCAUUUACUUCAUAGAACAUUUUGGGUUUGUCUUGUUUCCUUAUGAUUAGAUUCUGGUUAUGCAUUCUCAGCAAGAAUAAGUGAUACUGUCUACUUUUGAACACAUCUGACCAGGAGGCCCAUGAUAGCAUUUGUUACAGGUUACAUUCCAGAUGAUACUAACUUUGAUCACCUGGUUAAGGUGGUAUCUGCCAGGUUUCUCCUUGUAUAAUAAAAUUACUAACUUUCCCUUUGUAAUGUAUAAGUAUCUUGUGGGGGUAUACUUUGAGGCUAUGUAAAUAUUGUUUCUCAUACCUUUUUUUUUUUACCUACUUGUUUUAUCACCCAUUGAUGUUUCAGCACAUUGCAGUUAAAUCCUUAGUCUUCUACUUUGCCCCUGCCUACUCUCUUUGACCAGCCCACUGCUAGGAGAGAGACUGGAAACAGAGACCAUUUACUUCUGAUCCUCAGGGCCAUUAGCUAGGGCAAGAACUACAUACAAAGCAACACACAACAGCAUGGGAACAAGAGCCCAGUGAAGUGGUUCCCACUCAGGGCACUAGAAAGUCAGAAAACAGGUUUUCUGUUUCCAGUAGACCCCCUGGAGUAGGUGGACCCUGGACUAGGACUUAAGGACAGGGAGAAUUUGGAUGGCCAGAAAUCUGGAAUGACAUGAGAAUCUGUGUCCAUAUGCCAUAUUUGAGGGCCCCAGUGAGACCCUGCCCCGAAUGCCUGUCAUGCCAGGAGCUCCCAGAGUACUGGGAAGACCUAAACCACCAGGCUUUCUUUUGAUCCCUGUUCAGAGUUAGGGCAACAUGGGGCAGAGGGACCCUGCAAUGAGUGGGCCAGGCCCAGGGUGCUUCAGAAGAGGCCUGUGGAAGGCAUCCCUGCUUCCACUCCCCACCUCUUCUCAUGCAUUCAGCAAACACUGGUGAGCAACUACUCCAUGCCAGAUAUUGAAGUCAAUGCUGAAGACAUAUAAUACUCUCUAAGGGGAUGCUUUGAGCCCAGAGAUUCUUAAGGUCACUCAGCACUGAGGGCAAGGCAGGAGCUGGCUCCUGCCCAGAAUCAAGAGCAGAAUACAGUGGAGGAUAAAACCCUGUGCCAAGCUCCCUCAUUCCAGGAUGACUGUCAUGCCCAGAGCAAGGAUGAGGGUACUCACAGUCACGCAUCUCCUCUGACUUUUCUUCUCCAGUGCCCUUUCCCAGCGCUUGCAGAGAGCUUCAGGCACACUGAAGUUGGGCCAAAUCCCUGAGACCCAGGCUGCCUGCUCACUUUGCAGAGGAGGCAUCUGAGGCCAGAGAGGUCUGAGCCUUUCCAAGACAGGCCUGACUCCACUUUUCUGCCCUGUGGAUAGGCUGUGUGUCUCUGUUUGAGGCUUGGAAACACAGUCAGCAAAGAGGCUUUUGAGGCAGGAGCCAUUAUGCAUGUGCCUUGAAUAGGUAGCUUUUUCCAGUGUAAUAUGAAGAUUACAUACACGGCGUCUGCCAUAAGGCAGACCUGGGUUCAAAUCCCAGUUCUGGGGUUCACGUGACUUUCAUACAGCAUAUAAGCUCAUCUGUAAAAUAGGGCCCAGGAUUGCUGCAAAGAUUGACUGGAAUGGUGUCCCUGAAGUAGCCAGGACAGUGUCUAGAUGAUAAGUAAGUAGAUUGUUUUGAAACAAGGCCUGUGUCUUCCCCCAGCCUACCUAAGACAUCUUGCAGUUCUUCAGAUGGUCUGGGGUCCUUUGUGCCUUCAUGACCCCUCCCAUGGAGUCCAUGUAACACCUGCUCACCCUACAAAACCUGGCCCAGGUGUCUCCACUUUCCCAGACAGGGCCACUUGCCUUCCGUCCUCUGGGCUGUCCUGGGCCCCCAACAUAGUUCCCACACGCUGGUGUGCAGUUGUCUUUUGCUUGUCAAGGAACCUCAUGGGGGAAUUAGUGCAGCUGAUUUUGAAUCCUGGCUCCAUUACUUUCUUACAGUGUGGUUUGGGGCAAGUUACCUACCUUAUCCAAGCCUGUUUGUUCAUCUGUAAGGUAGGGUGAUAGGACCUUGCAGAAUUACAGGAUUAGAGAUAAUACCCAUAACAUACCUCACAUUGGGCCUGGAAGGUGCCCAGUGUGUGCUAUCUUCAUCUCUUCACCUCUAAUCCUUAGUGCAGUGCUGUGCUCAGUCGGUACACUAUAAAUAUUGGUUCAGCAGGUUAGGGAACAAAUUACUCCCCAUGCCCAGGUAGUUUUCAUUUUAAAAGCAGAACUAAUGAGGCCCAGGUCUAACCCAAAGAAAAAGGCCUAACAAUGGGAUCUGAGACCCUGUGUAGGACUGGAGUGCAGUGAGAAGCUUGGGGCAUGUGUGUUGGAUCUCCUUAGUAGAAGCCCACAUCCUGCCCAUGCAGGGCGAAAAUGACCCACAGUUGUCCUGCUCCUGAAGCCCCUCCUUGGUUCCCAUGAAGAGAGCAGGAAAUGGAAGGGAAACAAGGUUGACAGCUCCUGAGCCCUCUGGACUUCCUGCCAUCCCAAUGCCCAUGGCUCCCUGAGCUGGGCCCCAGGAAUAGGUAAGGACAGAGUAGCAAUAGCAACAGUGAAUCAUGUUGGAGACCCUGAAGACAAGAGGCAUCUUCGUGCCUCAAUUAGUGAAGUAUGGGGCCUUCACAAAUGGCUGAAUUUUCCCUUUUAUUUUAAAAAGUUUAAUUUUUUUUUUUUUUUUUUUUUUUGAGACGGAGUCUCACUCUGUCGCCAGGCUGGAGUGCAGUGGCGCAAUCUCGGCUCACUGCAAGCUCCGCCUCCCAGGUUCAAGCGAUUCUCCUGCCUCAGCCUCCUGAGUAGCUGGGACUACUGGCAUGCGCCACCAGGCCCAGCUAAUAUUUUGUAUUUUAGUAGAGACGGGGUUUCACCGUGUUGGCCAGGAUGGUCUCGAUCUCCUGACCUCGUGAUCCUCCCGCCUCGGCCUCCCAAAAUGCUGGGAUUACAGGCAUGAGCCACCAUGCCCAGCAAUAAGCUUAAUUUUUUUAUAAGCAAAUUCUUAAGAUCAAUGCAAACCCAGUUGAGCACCCACAGUUUGCACUGAUCUUAAGAAUUUGCUUAUCAUUUUCUCCGGUGUUAAGUGUACUGGGGGAAAUGGCUGACACAGCUCAAAAGGCUUUUGAACUUCAGGUAGCUCCAUAAAAUGUUAAUAAAUAUUAUAUUUAUUUCAAUUUAAUUUUCUCUCCUUGUUAAUAAUAAAAGCUCCUGUCUGUCCCUACAACCAGCAAGUGCUACCAAGGAGGGGACUUAUGUACCCAUUAGCAAUAUGUUUACUAAUUUGUUACUCACCUUUAAGAACUCCAGCUCUAUCAAGGAGAGAAGAUAAUCAAGGAGAGAAGGGAAGAAAAGAAUUGGUACCUAGAUCAAUAUAGAUGCUGUCAUUUCUUACAGGUGAAAUUGCGGUUGUUGAGAAAAAAAAUCAGAAGAAAGAAGGGAGUAGGAGACAUGAGAGAAGGGCUGGAGGGGAUUAACUGUGCAGAGAGUUUACAACUGAGGGAGAUGUGAUGUAGAGAUCAAGGGCACAGCCAUGCAGAUAGACCUGGACUUGAAUGCUGAUUCUGGGUAAUUUAGGUGAGGGACUUAACCUCUCUGAGCCUCAGUUUUUGCAUCUGUAAAUUAGGGUAAUAUCAUCUGCAUCAUAGAAUUAUUGUGAGAAUUCGAUGAGAUUAUAACUAAGCAGUUCUUAAUGCAGUGGCUAGUACAGAGCAGCACCCCAUAAGUGACUGACAGCUACACCCGUGCCUCAAUGAAUGAUGCCCAAAUGAUGAGUGGAACUGGAUGGCCCCGAUGCCUCUGCUCAGUCAGUGGGUCCCGAGCAUCCCAAGGCCUAGGCUCACCUCCUGGGAGUCACAUGGGGCAGCUACAGGAGCCUGGGCACAUCACUGCCUGGCUCUGGGUCUCCUCACUGAAAAUGAGGAUGACAGCUCAGUUCCUUCCACCUGUACACUCCAUGCACACACACUUAAAGAGCAAGGUAAACAAGAACUGACAACACAGGCUGCUGCUAGGGAGAGAAAUGGAUGACUGGAUUCAGGGGUGGGAAGAACUUCAUUGUUUCCUUUUUCCUGUGUUUUGAAUUUUGAAAUAUAUGAAUACAUUAUUCAAAAAAAUAGAUAAAUUUUUUUAAAAUGCAAAGACCAAAUUAGUAUGCAGCCUGAGGCCAUGUGAGCCCAGAGGAGGAAGGCUGCAGACAGCGGCAGUCACAGUUGUAUUGGGAAUGCUCUCGGGAAAGGAAAGGGCAAAGAGAGCAGCAGAGGCACAGGAGUGUCAGCUAAUUGGGGUCCCUGGAAAAAAGCAGUGAGAGGCAGAGGUGUGUGCACCUCAGCAUGACAGGAAUUCUCUGGGAGUGGCAUAUGCUGACUGGACUUCACAAAAAAAUGACCUCAAAUGGUCUUGUGUCAUGUUCAAGUUUGCUUGUGUUGGGAGGUGGAUUGUCAAUAGAAUGGAAUUAAGAAAAGGGAAGGAGGAUGGGAUCGCAGCCUGAGCCAUUCAUUCUGAGUAUCUAUGCUGUAAGAAAUUUGCCACUCUGAUAAUCCUUGGGGUGGAAUGUAGCUGAAUGUGGCUGUCUCUUGUUCACUUCUCAACACUCUUGGGGGUAGUAUUAUCCCCAUUUUAGAGAUAAGGAAAUUGAGGCUCAGAGAGGUUAAGUAAUGUUUCCAAAGUGACACAGAAGGUAUUAGAGAGAACUGUGAUUUGAAUCCUGGUCUGAAGUCAAAGUCCAUGCCUUUUUCACUCUAAUACCCUAAUCUUUCCAUCUCCUCUGCUAGUCUGGGAAAGUCCUGGUUAGAGCUUCACAAAGGGCAGAAACAGAGAUGGAGAUGCUCAGAGUUUCCUGAAGAGGCAAACAGGCUGGCAGGAAGAGGGAGAAAGGGUGAUAUAGAGGGCCCUGGGGAGCUGAUGCUGGCUCUCCAGGCUUCCACUCUGUCACUAGCAAGUCCCGGGGCACCUGGUAGUGUUGGGGACCAGAGACUGGGGGGUAACCAAGGGGAGAACUUGAGGAGAGAAAUAGAGGGAGGGUCAGUAGGGGGAGGAAACUAGAAAGUUAAAAUAAAAAUCUUAUACUUGCAAGCAUUUAUCUUGGGAUGGGAGGGUGUGUUGACUAUACACUUAUUCCACGUGCUACCACUACUUAAAGAGCAUUUCCAGAACACCUGCCUUGUUGGGACAUGCCUUCAGUUGUCCGUAAUUUGUCCAUUCCUUCCUUCCUUAUUCACUCAUUAAUGCAGGAAUGAAUCAAUACUGACUGAAUAUCCAACUUCCAGAACUCACUAGUCUGUUGAAGGUAGUACAUCAAUGGUAGCUAAUAAUUUUUAUUUGGGGGUGGGUUCCAUUUGGGUAAAUAGUCAAAUGGCAUUCACAGCCAAGUCUGAUGCUGUCACUUUGGGCUGGGCUUCCUAAGCUCACUGCCACAUGUCCCUUUUCCACUUUAACAAGUGGUCAAGCAAGGUGGGGAAUGUUUAUCUGUGUUUUACCCACUGUAAUUCAAACACUAGCCCUGCAGACCCUGUGCGAUGGGGAUCUGCAGCUUUGCCCAGAUGACCAGCAGCAGUCCUGGAGGAUGGAGGCCCUGGCAGUGCUUGCAUGAGUGGGGAAGCUCUAGUACAUCUUGUGUUUCUCUCUACCAGUGCUUAGUGUGAGGGACGGGGAUAUAAUCCUGCUCAGAACAGGAAAAAGGUCAGAUCUUUAGAAAAACACAGAGGGAGAUGGCAGCAUUAAAUGAAAAGUCUCAAUAAACAUAACUUUUUCAUACUAGCAUCACAGAGAUAGGAGGAUAGAAGGAGGAGAAGAAAGAGAAAAGAGAGAGAAGCUGUGACUACAAAGCUUUGGAGGAAGAGCUGGAAGGCCUUUGAAAGUGCUGCUGGGAACAGGUGCAGUUGCCCUGGGGAGGUGCUGGAGAGGGGACUGGGGCUCCCACCAGGAGCCAGUUCCACCCCAGGAUAAGGCAGUGGUGAGGCUAUGAAGGCCAAGUUCCCCAGGGGCUGCCACAGCAAGGUUACAGAUGCCCAACAGGCCAGAGCCAGCUGGCAGACAUCAAUGCAGCAUGGAAAACAUUAAGGGGAAGUGGAGGCAUUUAGCAAUGAAAUGACUUGAUACCUGAGGUUUUUGUCAAACUGUGAGUUGAGGUAUGCUGAAGCUAGGUAGUGAGUACAUGGGGAUUCCUUAUGCAAGUGUCUCUACUCUUGUUUAUUGUGCUUGAAAUAAAAAGUUUCUAAUAAUAAGCAAAAGGUCUUUUACAAAUAGGGGUGCUAUGAAGAAGCCACACACUGCAGAUAGGAUAACAGCAAAGGAAUAAAAGCCAUAGAAUAGAAGCAGAAAUUAACAAGAAUUUUGUCUUGGGUUCUCUUAACUAACAUUGCAAAUCAGGAGUUCUUAACCAGGGAGUGAUGGAUGAGUUGCAGGGAUCCCUGAGCUCUCCGUAAUCAUGUGCAAAGUGAUCUAAUAGUUUCCAGCAAGUUUUGAAGGAAUCUCUUUUCCCCAGAGGUUAAUAAAUUGUAUUCUCUCUUAAGUGUGCUAUGCAUGUAUCAGUCACCUGGUGUGUGGUUUUUACAUUGAAGGUUUCUUUUAUAGAACUGGAAUGUUCAUAUCUGGCUCCAGUGUUUUCAGCUCCCCUCUCAGUCAGCCAUACCCGGAAGAGGAUUAAAUUGCCUGGCUGGCUUCACAGCCCAUCUCUCUGGUGACAGCUCCCAGGGUGCCUACAGCCCUUAGCCACAACACCUUAAGUGGAGGGAGGGGAGGGCUAUGUCCCAGAGACAAGGGUACACAGUGGGGAGGUGGACACAAACAGGAGAGGUCUGGGUAGGUCACUUGGGGAUCUCCGGGAGGCUUCCUGGGGUCUGAAAGAGUAAGAGGGGGCGCUGGGGGUUGAGGUUGUCCUCUUUCAGCUGCAGUUAUGCAAUAGAAAUCACCAUGUUGACUAGUCUGAGGCUCAAAACCUAAAGACACCUCCCCACUCCCCAGAGAAUUUCUUAGAAAACACCUUCCAUUCUUCUCAGGGCAGAAUAAUACCCAGUCUGACAUCCAGCCCCUUGAAGCUAAUUCUUCCAAGAAGUGCAGCUCCCUAGAAUGGACACAGCAGGCUGUCACUUGGACUUGCAGCCCUGUUGAGCAGCAAAGGGGGGUUUAGGGGACAUUCGGGGUCUCCUCAGUCCCUCUCUCUUGGAACCAUGUCCAGAUUUAGGUCAAGGCUUGAAGGCCUUCCCUUAUUUGCUGAUACAUGGAGAUCUUUCUUUCCAGCCUAAUGCAUCACAGGCCAGCAUCAGAAGCACAGACUUGGCCCCUGGCCCUGAGAAGAGAGAUGGGAGGAGAGGAUGGAGCAUGGGGUCCAGGCACUGCUCUGUAGCUGGGGCUCUGAGCUCUACUCUCCAUACCCUCCUUCAGAGGAGACAGGUGGGGACCAAAGCCAUUUCCCCAUCUCCCACAGGGGGGCACAGACUGACAGACAGUCAAUGACCCUUGUUUCCAGGGGCUUGUCUUCUCUCCUCCAGGCAUCUGAAGGCUUGCAGGUUCCCUGCCCCUCAUGUGGCAGCCCUCCUGUCUCAGCAGUGGAGAGAGGUGGGGGCCCUGGGAAAGAGUCACCCAUUCCUAGACCAGACUGCAGGGCUAAGGGCAGAAGAAGGGAAGGAGGUGGGAGAGUGAAGAUUGAGAAGAAGGUCUGUCCCAGGCCAGGACUGGGUGAAGGCAUGCAGCUGGUGUGCAGCUGUCUGGGCUCUCCUCUCCAGAGGCCUGUUGCCCCUCUCCAAGUCCUGUGUGGUGUCCUUCCUCCUUCAGAAUGCUCUUCCCUCCCACCCUGGCAUUCAGGGUCUGGACACCUCUCUCCAGCUCGUAUCUAAGUGUAGGACAGGCAGCAUGCCAGGAAACCCCCCAGGGGAGGACCCCAACUCUUCCUUCUACACCCCUGCCCCCGCCAGGACCCUGACUAAGGGCCCAGAAUCCUGUUUUCUCUAUCCCUGCAAACUGCCAAAGCAGCGGGAGGUAUGGGGCCAAGAGCAAGAUGCUUGCUGGUAAAUUUGGAGUUGCAUCCUCAUCCUUCUUCCUUUAUUGUGGCCUCUUCCCUCCACUGCCUCCUUCCCUAAGAUGUCACAUAACUUCCCCCCAACCCAACACUUGCUCGGCCUUCAGGUCUGGUGGCCUCGGUGGCCUCCUUUCUGUUCUGCUUGGACACUGUGGCCACCUCUGCCAGGAACCCAGAAGAAUGAAUUUGCAAUGGGGACUUUCAGAGACACACACCAGUCCAGAGAGAUUCUUCCUAGAGUGGAAAAGGACCUCCUUUUAUUGUUCCCAUCACCUCCCAGAAAAAGCCUCACAUGCUGAGGCUCAGAAUGAGGGCCUGUGUCACAGAUUCCAUAAAGAGGACCAAAGCUACUUCCAGUGGGCAAGCCUUGGGGCUGUGAGGCACAGCUGGUCAGAGUCCGAGAGGCACAGACCAAUGAAGAAAUCUUUUUUUAAACUGUGCUUUAUUUAGGGCUAAGCUGGAGAAAGCGUCAUCCAAUAGUUACAGAAGGUUACAAGGAGUUUUAGGGAGUUGAGUGUGAAAAGAGCAGUUGUACUGAACUGCAGCUGUUUUCUUUUUUUUUUCUUUUUUUUUCGUUUUUUUUUUUUUUUUUUUUUUUUUUUUACAUCUGGA
Messenger RNA from Symphalangus syndactylus (siamang), 21276 nucleotides. Its product is annotated as KIAA1328 ortholog. The record is from RefSeq and is a predicted model, not a curated record. NCBI's taxonomy places the organism in Eukaryota, Metazoa, Chordata, Mammalia, Primates, Hylobatidae.